CCCUGUAAUUUUCAGCCAGUUUGAUUGACAGGCAGCUACAAAUAACCCUCUGGCGUGUGCUGAAGAUGCAGCCAUCUGACUAACAGGUUUCCAAGCAGCCACUGCAGGCACAAAGCGCCUGGAAUUAACCAGACGGCAGCAUAACAUGAACUGAGAAAGAAGCAACCCGGAUUUUUGUUUGGUUUUGGUUUUAAAAAACCGUUUACAUCAAAGAAAACAUUCUUUCAUGAAAACGUUUUAAAGCAGGGUUAUUUUCCCCUCCCCCAAACAAGAAAGCCAUCCCCGUACGGUGAGGAUUUCCGGAGAAGAUGGGGAGGAAAAAGAUUCAGAUCCAGCGUAUCACGGAUGAGCGAAAUCGACAGGUGACGUUCACCAAGCGGAAGUUCGGUUUGAUGAAGAAAGCCUACGAGCUGAGCGUCCUUUGCGACUGCGAGAUUGCCCUGAUCAUCUUCAACCACUCAAACAAGCUGUUCCAGUAUGCCAGCACUGACAUGGACAAGGUGCUGCUCAAGUACACCGAGUACAACGAGCCGCACGAGAGCCGGACCAACGCUGACAUCAUCGAGACAUUAAGAAAGAAAGGUUUUAACGGCUGUGACAGCCCGGAACCCGACGGAGACGACUCCAUAGACCAGAGUCCCCUGAUGGAGGAUAAAUACCGCAAAACCAGCGAGGAUCUGGAUAUCCUCUUCAAACGAUACGGUUCUGCAGUGCCCGCGCCGAACUUCGCCAUGCCCGUGACGGUGCCGGUGACCAACCAAAACACGUUACAGUUCAGCAACCCGGGGGGCUCCUUGGUGACCCAGUCCUUGGUGACCUCCUCAUUGACGGACCCCCGACUUCUCUCGCCACAGCAGCCAGCCCUGCAGAGAAACUCCGUGUCUCCUGGUUUGCCGCAGAGACCAGCCAGCGCGGGGGCGAUGCUCGGGGGAGACUUGAACAACACAAACGGAGCCUGCCCGAGCCCAGUUGGAAACGGCUACGUCAGCGCCAGAGCCUCGCCGGGUCUUCUUCCGGUCUCAAACGGCAGCACCAUGGGCAAGAUCCUCCCAGCGAAAUCACCCCCACCGCCCUCCCACGGCACACAGCUCGCCGCUAACAGCCGUAAACCGGACCUCCGUGUGAUCACCUCGCAGGGCGCCAAGGGCUUGAUGCACCAUUUGACGGAGGACCACUUGGAUCUGCAGAACGCACAGAGGUUAGGAGUUUCCCAAGCAACUCAUUCUUUAACUACACCAGUCGUAUCAGUGGCCACUCCGAGUUUGUUGAGCCAAGGCCUGCCUUUUUCUGCCAUGCCCACCGCAUACAACACAGAUUACCAGCUGACCAGUGCGGAGUUAUCCUCUCUCCCAGCGUUCAGUUCACCCAGCGGGUUGUCGCUCGGCAACAUCUCUGCCUGGCAGCAGCAACAGCAGCAGCAACAACAACAGCAGCAGCAGCAGCAGCAGCAACAACAACAACAUCUUGUUCCUGUAUCGCUAAGCAACUUAAUACAAGGGAGCCACUUAUCUCACACCACCACGUUGACUGUCAACACCAACCCCAACAUCAGCAUCAAGUCGGAGCCGGUCUCGCCCAAUCGGGACCGUAACACUGCCACGCCGCUCAGCUCUUUCCCACACCAGAGCCGGCAUGAGCCAACGGGGCGCUCACCCGUCGACAGCCUCAGCAGCAACGCCAGCUCCUACGAAGGCAACGAUCGGGACGACCCCACCCGAGCUGAUUUCGGCUCGUCCCUUGGCCUCCUGAGACCCACGCCCGAGGCCGAGGGAGAGAGCCCGUCCGUAAAGCGCGUGAGGCUGGAUAUCUGGCUGGGAGGGGGAGGGGGAAUGGGUGGAGCUACACGGCGGUGGCUGGAUCACGAGAUGAAUGACCCUGCCACCUCCUUGGCUAAGCGGGUCUUUUAG
This is a messenger RNA of Pelodiscus sinensis (Chinese soft-shelled turtle), 1907 nucleotides long. NCBI's taxonomy places the organism in Eukaryota, Metazoa, Chordata, Testudines, Trionychidae. The record is from RefSeq and is a predicted model, not a curated record.